Messenger RNA from Brassicogethes aeneus, 1591 nucleotides. NCBI's taxonomy places the organism in Eukaryota, Metazoa, Arthropoda, Insecta, Coleoptera, Nitidulidae. The record is from the annotation of a GenBank genome assembly.
UUUGCAACAUCAUGUUGCUUAAUUUUGUAGAAGAAGAAGACGAUUCAUUUAAAUAAUUUGGAUUUUACUUGAAAAAACUGAAAUGGACAGCAGCUGUGAUCCAAGAAGUAGCUCCCAUGGUGCUAUCAGCAAGAGAUCUUGCAGUAAUUUGAAUGAUGAUUUUGAUGAUGAUAAAGAUUUUAGCAAUUUGGAAAGAGAGAUUUUUCAUGGAAGCAACCCAAAGAAAAAAAAAUCAAACCAAAAUGAAGAUGAAGAAAAAUUGAGACAUUCUUCCAAUGAGGAUCAUUAUGGAUUGCCUGAAAUGAAAAUGUUCAAUCCUUGGAUGGAUGAAGUGGAAAAUGAAGAAAAUAGUACUACAAAAAAAGAAAAAUAUGACCCUUCAUAUGAUGAUUGUAAAUCUAUAAUAACUAUAAAAGAAGAACCUUUGGAUAUGGACAUUAGUGAUAAUGAAGUAAAUAAUUCAAAUAUUCAGAGCUAUGAGCAAAAUCAGUCAUUCUUAGGUUCAAAUAAUAAUAAUUUUGAUUUUAAUAAUAGUGUAACCUUAAACACUACUAAUACACAAAGUUUACUUUCUUUUGGGGGUUAUGGAAUACCUUUAAUGCAAAAUUAUUGUUAUGAACCUUCAGAUGAGACUAAACCACCACCACUUCCAUCACCCCCACCCCCAGCGCCACCCCCGCCACCUCCACCAGCAGAAACAACACAAAAUGAAGUAUUACCAACUGCUGUUAAAGAAGCGCCAAAACAGAAAAAAGAAAAUCCACUGGGUGAUGGAAACAAAGCAAAAGAACUAAACAAGGAUUCAAAAUGCCAAAAAAUGAUUUUAGACCGGGAAAAAGUAACCAAAGAACCAAUAGUUCCAACCAUAAAAGAAGUCAGCAAAGAGAGCCAAUCGGCAGAGGCCGCCACUGUUGCAAGGCAAUCCGCGCAACUCCGACGCGGCGUUGCCACAUCGGCAGCAAACGUAGCCAACUACGGUUUGAAUUCCAAUAACAUCACCCUGGGCAGACAUUCCGUGCCAAUAUCAUUGCUGAAGGCGUACCAAGGAACGCCGCAUUCCAUUCGGGUGCAAAAUGACAACGUCUUCCUACCGACAGCGUCUGGACUGUGUUGGAGGUGUGGACGGCCCGGUCACGCGCGGGGAAAGUGCCCUGCGGAAAAUAAACAUAUACAGUUUUGUAGUAGGUGCGGUCUUUUAGGGGUUAAAUCCUCGGCCUGCUGCAAUAAACCUGCUACCGCCCCCUUUUCCGACCCGUUUACCCCCGCCGAAGGCUACGUCGACAAGAGGCGGGCGUUUAAACAGAAAGCCCCCCUAAACGCGAGAAGGCCGCCCCCUAACCUACCAAAGUUUUGUUGGAACUGCGGGGUCUGCGUGACCGCCAUAUUCGACUAGUUGAAGUCGGUGUUAUUUAUUUUAUUUUAUUGUUGAAGAAUGACAUUGUUUAUUUUAAAAGGAUUUUAGUUUUUGUUACAAGAGGUCCUCGUUUAUUUUUCAUAUCCGUAAGGAUAUAGCCGUUUUGUUUAACAAAAGAAGAAAUUUUUUUUUUUAAUAAAGUUAUUUUAUUUUUCCCGUUUAUCUACCCGUUGCCGC